This is a messenger RNA of Diabrotica virgifera virgifera (western corn rootworm), 2108 nucleotides long. Its product is annotated as catalase-like. Gene Ontology annotation, biological process: hydrogen peroxide catabolic process; response to hydrogen peroxide. The transcript is spliced from 7 exons. Gene Ontology annotation, molecular function: heme binding; catalase activity. Gene Ontology annotation, cellular component: peroxisome; cytoplasm; mitochondrion. The record is from RefSeq and is a predicted model, not a curated record. Bases 475 to 1992 code for a protein of 505 amino acids. NCBI's taxonomy places the organism in Eukaryota, Metazoa, Arthropoda, Insecta, Coleoptera, Chrysomelidae.
UUAAUCAACUUUUUUUCAUACGCGGGAUCCAGACCUAGAACCUAAUAUAGCACUGAAAGAAGAAGAUAUUACAACUGAUAUUCCUCUGUUAUUUCGCUAAUAACUUGUCAAAGUAGCGCCAGGAUUUGCAUUAUUAACUCAGGAUUCCUGUGCACAUUUCAUGGAGGAAGAGAAAUAUCAUACUAAACAUUUAGAUCUUUUUGACAUACACUGAAAACACUUAAAUCGUAAAUAAAAACUACUAACUACUAACUUUUUUUAUAAUUAAGAAAAUGCAAGAGUUUUACAUCAAAAUAUUUAUUUAAAAACAAAGUGCAUACCACAAAAUGUACUGAUACACCCGACAAUGUCCUUAAAAUAUGUUUGUAUCUUUGUGGUAUUACCAAAAAAACAUUUAGUACGAUAAAUUAUUUAGUAUAUAAAUAAUUUUAAAAAUGUAACAGACAGUUAAACAGGUCUGAACUUUUUGGCAACAUGUCGCACCGUGAUCCAUCUGCUAACCAACUUUUAGAGUAUGCUAGAAAGCAAGGGAGCAAAACCGAAAGGUUAACUACAUCCGGAGGUAAUCCAGUUGCGGAAAAAGACGCAAGUUUAACAGUUGGUUAUCAUGGACCUACCUUAUUACAAGACUGGGUUUUAAUUGACGAAUUAUCCCACUUCAGUAGGGAACGAAUACCUGAACGUGUAGUGCAUGCUAAGGGUGCUGGAGCAUUCGGAUAUUUUGAAGUUACUCAUGAUAUUACCAAAUAUACAGCUGCCAAAGUUUUCUCUGAAAUUGGGAAGAAAACCCCAAUAGCUGUCAGGUUUUCUCAAGUUGCUGGAGAAAUGGGAUACGCCGAUACUGUUAGAGAUUUCAGAGGAUUUGCAGUAAAAUUCUAUACUGAGGAUGGAAUUUGGGAUUUGGUUGGAAAUAAUUUUCCUGUAUUUUUCGUGAAGGAUGCUGCGUUGUUUCCAAGUUUUAUCCACGUACUAAAGAGGAAUCCAGUAACCCAUAUUAGACCAGACUACGACAUGUUUUGGGAUUUCAUCACGCUUCGUGAAGAGUCCAUGCACGCUGUUUUAAUGAUGUUUGCUGAUAGAGGAAUUCCCGACGGUUAUAGACACAUGCAUGGUUAUGGUGCAAAUACGUUUGCCUUUGUGAAUGCCCACGGAAAACUGGUUUAUUGUAAAUUUCAUUAUUUAAGCAAUCAAGGUAUCUCAAACUUGAUGUCAGACCAAGCAGAAAAACUUGCAGGUUCUGAUCCCGAAUAUCUCAUUAGAGACCUAUACAACGCUAUAGACAGUGGCCAGUAUCCAUCUUGGAAUAUGUAUGUGCAGAUUAUGACACCAGAGCAAGCAGCCAAAAGUUCUUAUGAUCCUUUUGAUGAUUCCAAAGUGUGGUUACAUGCUGAUUAUCCUUUAAUUCCCGUUGGAAGGUUUGUCCUGAAUAAAAACCCUACAAACUAUUUUUCAGAAAUAGAACAGAUUGCGUUUGAUGUUUCUCAUUUAAUACCAGGUAUUGAACCAUCCCCCGACAGAAUGCUGCAAGGUCGUCUCUUUAACUACGGUGACACUCACCGUUACCGUCUCGGAAUUAACAACACCCAGUUGCCCGUCAAUAGUGCUUUCCAGGUUAAUACUUACCAGCGAGACGGUCAAGAUUCUCUUCAAAGUCAAAAUGGAGCUCCAGUAUACCAUCCAAAUAGUUUCAAAGGACCUGAGGAAGACAAAAGGGCUAAAGCUCUAUCUCCUAUUUGGCCGUUGAGUGGAGAUGCUCAAAGGGUUGAUAAUGGAAAUGAAGAUAAUUAUACACAGCCUAGGUUACUAUAUCAACGAGUUUUAAAACCAAUCGAACGAGGAAGGCUGAUACAAAAUAUUGUUAGCUGGUUAAAGAGAACAAACAGUACAUUCCAAGAGAGAGCUGUUCUGAACUUUUCAAAAGUGGAUGAAGAUUUUGGAAAAAGGAUUAAAGAAGGAAUAGGCGCUGGUAUACAUACGCAAGUAAACUUGUAGAAGAGAAAAAUAAAUUAAUAAUAAUUACUGCAUUUUGCUUUUUAAAACUUUUUAAAACCAAUGGUAACAAAAAAUUUUCUAAUAAUGUAAUAAUUUAUCCAUGAUACUAAUAAAAU